AUGACUGGCAGCCCAACGCCUGCAGGGUCUCCCCCUGCCACAGCUGCUGACGUCCAUCCAGGGCGCAUCAACGUGGGCCAGCAUUUGCCCUAUACCGGGAGAGAAGUUGAAAUCUUCUCUCGUUAUGGGUACUUCUAUCCUCCGGGGUACCUCCCGAAUACGCCUUACAACGGCUUUAGAGGGUUCGCCACAACCCUCACACGCACUCAAUUCGGCAUGAAACCCAAUUAUUUCGUCUCCUUUGGAAUUGGGGCUGCGAAGCUUGCCGGGUGUUUUCUUCUGUUCUACUUCCCCCUCGACAACGUUUACUGCGACCUCCGGAAAAAGCAACGGGAGCGACGAGAGAAACUGCGCGCCAACUAA
Molecule: messenger RNA, 363 nt
Organism: Eimeria maxima
Lineage: Eukaryota; Apicomplexa; Conoidasida; Eucoccidiorida; Eimeriidae
Exons: 3
Coding region: 1-363 (120 amino acids)
Source: RefSeq, a predicted model, not a curated record